AUGUUAUCGAGGAGAGUGCUGUCGAAGGAGGAAGAGUCCGAAUCUACAGACGCCGAAGUCACAAAGGAAGACCAGGACAAGAUCAACACGUUUUCCAGGUUACACAACCGGAGCAAAGUUCUCGAGGAGGAGUUGGCGACCAAACAAAAAGACAAAGAAGACCUCGAAGAACUCUCGACCGAACUUGAACUUGCGGACGAAGAUGAGUUGGUACCAUACAAAAUCGGCGAUUCGUUCAUGCACCUCCCACUCAGCGAGGCACAGGAUCUUCUCGCUUCCGCCACGACAGAAAUCGAGGGAGAAGUGUCGACGUUGGAAGAAGAGCUGGGGACGAUCAAGGAUGAGAUCAGCCAGCUGAAGGCCCAUCUGUACGCGAGGUUCGGGAGGGGGAUCAAUCUCGAAGCGUGA
This is a messenger RNA of Exophiala spinifera, 408 nucleotides long. RefSeq lists its product as uncharacterized. The coding region runs from base 1 to 408 and encodes 135 amino acids. The record is from RefSeq and is a predicted model, not a curated record. The transcript has 4 exons. Gene Ontology annotation, biological process: protein folding. NCBI's taxonomy places the organism in Eukaryota, Fungi, Ascomycota, Eurotiomycetes, Chaetothyriales, Herpotrichiellaceae. Gene Ontology annotation, cellular component: cytoplasm; prefoldin complex.